Molecule: messenger RNA, 733 nt
Organism: Triticum aestivum (bread wheat)
Lineage: Eukaryota; Viridiplantae; Streptophyta; Magnoliopsida; Poales; Poaceae
Exons: 1
Coding region: 130-402 (90 amino acids)
Source: RefSeq, a predicted model, not a curated record
UUAUUCCUCUACCACAUUUCGAUCUAUAAAAGCCCUUCCAGCCUCUGGCACUCCCUUCUCAGCCACAGCUCCAGUUGCUUGGAAGUUACAAGGCGUUCAGAGGCGGCAACCAAACCUACACACAUACACAUGGGAUCCUUGGGCCCUGCCGUGAGCGUGAGCAUGGCCAAGGCCAGCGGCGGCACGGCGGCCGUCGGCGGCCAGCAGCCGGAGCGCGGCACGUUCAGCUGCGGCUUCCGGAUGCCGCUGCACUACCCGCGGUACAGGAAGGCGGACUACGAGGCGAUGCCGGAGUGGCGCGUCGACUGCCUGCUCCGAGAGUACGGCCUCCCCGUCGCCGGCGACGUCGAGGACAAGAGGAGGUUCGCCAUGGGCGCCUUCCUCUGGCCCAGCCAGUAUUGACUCUCCUUCUUACAUCUCGCCACUCGGAGCAGAGGCCGGUCAGCGAGCCAGCGCCUGGCAGAGACUGAUCAGCAGUGGCAGCAGCAUCAACAUCACGUCCCCAUGUAUGAAGAAGACGAGAUCUCGUGACAAUAUUACAUAUUCUUAUCGUAUCAUCUAAUCGUAUCUCCAAUCCCCCAUAGAGAAUAUAUAUCAUGUUUCUUGGAGUAUAUGUAAGCAGUGGAAGAAGGGGUUGUUUCUGAUAUUCAUACGUGAAAUGUAGGGCUUCGUAUGUACUACGUGUGACCUUGAUCGUUUUGCUCUGAAGUUCUGCACUUCUGAUCGUUUUGCA